Molecule: messenger RNA, 1059 nt
Organism: Dioscorea cayenensis subsp. rotundata (Guinea yam)
Lineage: Eukaryota; Viridiplantae; Streptophyta; Magnoliopsida; Dioscoreales; Dioscoreaceae
Exons: 4
Coding region: 1-1059 (352 amino acids)
Source: RefSeq, a predicted model, not a curated record
AUGAAUGCAUUAGUUGCUUUGGACCAAUCGGCCUUUUUGAAAAGGAGGUGCAUCCUUGAUUAUAUUGCCAGAGCGGAGGAACUGAUCUUUAGUCUACAUAAACGUAAGCUCCCGGGGUAUAUUUUAAAAGUGGACUUUGCCAAGGCUUUUGAUCUCGUGGAUUGGGAUUUUCUACUUGAUCUCCUGCUAGCUCGAGGCUUUGGGGAAAGAUGGAUUGGUUGGAUUAAAAGUCUUUUGAUCUCGUCGAAAGAGUCGAUCCUGGUUAACGGAAAUCCAAAUGGGUACAUAAGAUAUAAAAGAGGUCUGCAGCAUGGUGAUCCUUUGUCUCUACUACUUUUUGUUCUGGUGACCAAUGUUCUGAGUGCGAUGUUUAACCAUGCUCUCAACUCCAAAAUUUUAAUCGGUGUUCCUUUGGGCGAUUUUGGGAAUAAAUGCAAUCUGCAUUAUGCGGAUGAUCUGUUGAUUCUGACGUCUCGGGGUCUUGAGGACCUUAGGGUUGUCAAGCUAAUUCUAAUGGGGGAGCUCCCUGAUUGGGCCACGGCGGAGACGCUGCAUUGCAAUAAAGGACUAGGGGGUUGGGGUAUUCUGGAUCUACUCAAUUUCAACCAGGCGCUUCUUGGAAAAUGGUGGGUGAAAUACAUGAUGGAUCCUGAUUGGGGAGGUGCUAAGGAUUACUUCGCUAGAAUUCUUCAGCUUCCCUCUUUGCCGCUUUCUCUUGAGGAUCUUUGGAGUCGUUGGCGAUCAUGUUUGCGUCUUGAUAGAAGACCUUUUGGAGACUCAGUGUCGAAAGUGAUUAUAUGGAAUAUCUGGCUUGGUAGGAAUGAUUAUAUUUUCAAUGCAAAUGUCUUGUCUGCUCAUUGUAUCAUUGUCAAAACUGAUCGUUUGCUUCUAUCUUGGUGCUCUUCUAUUGCAGAAGGUCCUAGGGCGAAGAUGGAGGAUGACAUUAGCGCUGUUAGAAGAAGUCUGGAGUUUCUUGGUCCUCGUGUUCAGGAUUUUGGCGAGACUCGGACUUCUGAGAAGACAAUUGCUCCAGGCUCUGCUAGGUUCUUGUGGUGUUAG